AUGCUAAGAGGCAUCAAGAAGGCGCUGGCCGCCCGGCGCGGCGCGGCUGGCGCCGCUGCAGCGGCGCUCGACGCCAGCAGGCACACAGAGCGCAGCGCUGCGCCGAGCGAAGGCACCGUCCAUCUGUUUGCCCUGGACGAGGUCAAUGGUGACCCCAGCAUGCGCGGCGGCCUGUAUGGUGGCGUGGAGGGCCACUUUAUAGACCAGGCGGCCGAACAGGCUGCCGCGCUCGCCGGCAUCGCUGCCGACAGUGCGCGCCAACGACCGCGCGGUGCCGCCGCGCAGCAGCAGCAACAGCAUCAGCAGCAGCUGCUGCGCCCGCAGCCCGCCGCCGACGACAGCGUACGGCAGCGGCAGGCCGCCGCGGCCGAGCGCCGCGCCGGCCGGCUCGACCCGCGGACGGCGGCCUAUCAG
This is a messenger RNA of Monoraphidium neglectum, 414 nucleotides long. RefSeq lists its product as hypothetical. The transcript has a single exon. The annotation marks the transcript as partial. NCBI's taxonomy places the organism in Eukaryota, Viridiplantae, Chlorophyta, Chlorophyceae, Sphaeropleales, Selenastraceae. The record is from RefSeq and is a predicted model, not a curated record.